Molecule: messenger RNA, 764 nt
Organism: Rubroshorea leprosula
Lineage: Eukaryota; Viridiplantae; Streptophyta; Magnoliopsida; Malvales; Dipterocarpaceae
Source: the annotation of a GenBank genome assembly
GCCAAUUGAUGGCAUAUUGUAUGGUCCCUUAAGAGAUUUUACAACCGUUGGGAUUUAGAAUCCAAUCCGAAAAAGUAAAACUUCCUCCUUUCCCUAUAUUUUUUAUCCACAAAAAAGACCUCACUUGUAUUUGAUCAAACAUCCGAUCGAUCCACAUUCGCAUGGCCCCCUUCGAAUACUACCUCAUUCCUGGUAUUCCAAGUUGUCCAUACCAAAGAGUACCAAACAGCAGUCCAGCCCAGUCGGUUGUUGAUGGACAAGUUUGCUGUAUCCUGAUUUCGUUGUGUAUAAUCCCUUCCUCUCCGCCUUCCACUCCACGGGAGUUAAUCAGUACAGUAUGGGUAGAAAUAGUAUGCUAUGCUGCUAUUAAUUGCAAACCAAUUGUGCAUGCAAGGCAAGGCAAGCAAGCAGAUGGGGACAACUUCUCACUUUCGUUUGGAUAUUGAUGAAUCUCUUGGGAUUAACUCGUCCAAAGGAAUGGCGCACAGCAGAAGGGAUAGAAUACGAUUUUUGACUACCAGAUCACCUCAGCGACUCUCAUGAAACCGUAAGUUUUCCCUUUUUUUUUUUUUCUUUUCUAUGUUAAUCCUGCAAUUCGACUUGGGUGUGCUUCGGAACUGACUUCUUGAUUGUCUAUUGUUUAGUGCAAUGUAUUCUAUAUCAUAAGGUUGUGUUAGUGUUUGGAAACUUGUAUUUCAAAUUUAUGUAAUCCAGAACUGAGUCAACCCCAAAGCAUUUCCCCUUUAUAAAUCUAAUUAUGUCUA